GGGUACAUUGGCACAGCAAACAUGGCUAAAAUAGCCUAUCUUCUUACCACUCUUUUAGUGGCUUUAGUGUCACUUAGCUUCCCUUCAGAAUGCAAAGCAAAUUACUACUAUACAUCUCCACCCCCACCAACCCCAGUUUAUAAGUAUAAGUCUCCGCCACCACCAGUUUAUAAGUACAAGUCACCACCACCACCACCUCCCGUCUAUAAAUCCCCACCACCACCCGUUUACAAGUAUAAAUCUCCACCACCACCUGUCUACAAGUACAAGUCUCCUCCACCACCACCUCCAGUUUACAAAUACAAAUCUCCACCACCACCUGUCUAUAAGUACAAGUCUCCUCCACCACCACCUCCAGUUUACAAAUACAAAUCUCCACCACCACCUGUCUAUAAGUACAAGUCUCCUCCACCACCACCUCCAGUUUACAAAUACAAAUCUCCACCACCACCUGUCUAUAAGUACAAGUCUCCUCCACCACCACCUCCAGUUUAUAAGUACAAAUCUCCACCACCACCCGUAUAUAAGUAUAAGUCUCCUCCACCACCACCCCCAGUUUACAAGUACAAAUCUCCACCACCACCUGUCUAUAAAUACAAGUCUCCACCACCACCAACUCCGGUUUAUAAGUAUAAAUCUCCACCACCACCGGUCUACAAGUACAAGUCUCCACCACCACCAACUCCAGUUUACAAGUACAAAUCUCCACCACCACCUGUCUAUAAAUACAAGUCUCCACCACCACCAACUCCGGUUUAUAAGUAUAAAUCUCCACCACCACCGGUCUACAAGUACAAGUCUCCACCACCACCAACUCCAGUUUACAAGUACAAAUCUCCACCACCGCCUGUCUAUAAGUACAAAUCUCCACCACCACCAACUCCAGUUUACAAGUACAAAUCUCCACCACCACCCGUUUAUAAGUACAAGUCUCCCCCACCACCCGUCUACAAGUACAAGUCUCCACCACCACCCGUUUACAAAUACAAGUCUCCACCACCUCCAGUCUACAAGUACAAAUCUCCACCGCCACCCGUCUACAAGUACAAGUCUCCACCACCUCCAGUCUACAAGUACAAAUCUCCACCGCCACCCGUCUACAAGUACAAGUCUCCACCACCUCCAGUCUACAAGUACAAAUCUCCACCGCCACCUGUUUACAAGUACAAAUCUCCUCCACCACCUCCUCCAGUUUACAAGUACAAGUCACCACCACCACCAGUUUACAAAUACAAGUCACCACCACCACCCGUUUACAAAUACAAAUCACCCCCACCCCCAGUUCACAAGUCUCCAGCCCCUUACUAUUACACUUCUCCACCUCCUCCUAGCCACUACUAGUUUCACACUAUCGAACAAGGACCAGAGGAAUAAGAAGGAACACCUCCAUGGGAUAAGAAUAAAUUGAAGAGUUUUAAAGAAGUAGUAAUUAAAGCCACAAAGGGACAUUUAUCUUAUUUUGUUUUGUGUUUUGUGCCAUUGACUUCACGUAGUUGUAUAUUUCGUGAAGUUCUUGAAAUAUUUAUAUAUUGGAUGCAUGUAAUAUAUAUUUAUUUACGUACCAUAGUCGUACAUGUUUAUGUGCUUUUGAAUUUUGACUUCUUGAAUUGUAUAAGUCAAAGUACUUUGUAAUAAUAAGAUCAAUAAGUUCAUUGAAUAACAUUGUUGUGAUUUCCUUUUCCAAA
Solanum tuberosum (potato) is the source of this 1685-nucleotide messenger RNA. Its product is annotated as extensin-2. The coding region runs from base 22 to 1341 and encodes 439 amino acids. The record is from RefSeq and is a predicted model, not a curated record. The transcript has 2 exons. Gene Ontology annotation, molecular function: structural constituent of cell wall. Gene Ontology annotation, biological process: plant-type cell wall organization. NCBI's taxonomy places the organism in Eukaryota, Viridiplantae, Streptophyta, Magnoliopsida, Solanales, Solanaceae.